GUCAGAGGUUAUUUCUCACGUUCUACUGAGUCGUUUGGCGGGGUGAUUAUCUAAUAUGGCGGAUCUUCCAUCUGGAGUUGACGUUGAGCGGCUAAAGAAAUUAGAAAAUCGUCUCGCUGGAGCUUCCUCUCCUGAAGGUGAAAAUAAUCUCCAUAUCGAUGAAGGUGGAGAUAAUAACAAAAUAGAAACACAGAGUGCUGAUGAUAGCUUUGAAAUUCGCACUAAAAAUGAAGAGGAGUCAAAUGGCCACAAAGAUGAAGCCAUGGAAACUGGUGAGGAAAACAAUGUCGCAGAGGAUAGCAGUGUUCCAGUUCCAGAUAAUGACAAUGUAACAGCAGAGAGCAAUGUUACAGAGAAGAAAAAUGAAACAAAAGAUACUGAUUCAACAUCUGUGGCUAGUGAAACACCAGCACCUUCUGAAACAAGUCAACAAUCUGAACAAGCAGACCCUUUGAAGGUUAAGAUAAAGGUUGAGCCUCCUGAAGAGAGCAAUGAAAGUGAAGACAGUAGAUUCAGCAAACAACCAAAAGAUUUUGAGAUUUCUACAACAGAAAAUGAGGAAAGUGAAUCCUCUAUGACAGCAAGUCCUACCACAAAAUCAAUGCUCAAGAAAACAUAUCCAAAAAAAUACAAUCGCCAGAAAGAGAUGGGAAUCACAUCUGACAUGCUUGUUCCAUUUGAAAAAGGUUGGAGAAGAGAAGUAGUAUUUCGUAAUCCUGUAACAACAGAUGAUGGACAUGCAAAAACAGUAUGUGAUAUUUACUAUCACCCACCUGCUCGUCUUAAAGGUAGAAAAUUGCGCUCAAUGGUGCAAAUAGGCGAGUUUUGUGAGACCCAUGACGUAGAAGGUCUAACAGUUAAAAACUUUAGUUUCCAGCGGGGUCCUAUAUUUGAGCCUCCUUUGGAGGAAAUUCGUACAGCAGGCAAGAGUAAAGGGGGGAUGCCCGCCAAAAACACCAAACCAGGAAAAACUCCAAAAAGUGCAAAGAAGUUCAAAAUCAAAAUCUGCACCCCUGGGCCUUCCCCAGCCAAGAUAGCAGAACUAGACACAACAGAAGUGUUGACCAAGGAUUCAGAGCCAAGCAAUCCAUCUUCACUGAUAUCUGAUGUUCUUGGCCAGUGGGAAGAUGAACUAAAAGCUAAACCUACACCAAAAAAGAGGAUUGGACCAAAAUCAAUGACACAAGGGGGUGGUCCAAAGCCUAAGAAGUUCCGGUCCCAGGCCCAGAUUGAUAGAAAAGACACCACGUCCAGUACUCCAAAGCGUCCCCGACUAGAACCAUGUACAAUGACAUGCCCUGGUCAAGAGGGGAAGAUGCCUAACCUCCAGUGUGGCAUAUGUAUGUGUCUGUAUCACACCAAGUGCGCUAACUUCAAUGAUGUUGUCAAAGACAGUGUUCUUUUUGUUUGUAGCAAUUGCUUAACUGCGAGUACAACAGGCGGCAAGGAACGUUUAGUGGAGAAACACUACCCCUCUCAGACAAUACCUCCAAACACUGCAAAGCCUGCAAUGCGUCCCCCACCACCUCUCCAGUUAGCCCCUAACCAGCAAGCCCCCAAUAAGCCCCCUAUACCGCAGACUGUACGGAUGAUGAGCCCAGCUUCCAUUGGUGCUAUGAAGCUGAUCCAAGGACCAGGAACAUCGGCAUAUUCAAUUGUCAAAGACCCAAUUGUUAUGAAUGUGAAUCCAGUAAAAGUAGCAUCUACUGCUUCAGUUGUUAUGCAAUCCCCUUUGAACAAUUUAAGACCACCAGUUGUUGCAACUAAUUCGCAGGUAACGACCACAUUGAAUCCCACUCAGGGGCCUUUUGUUGUGCAUACCAACCAAUCUACUCCAACCCCACAACGUAUUGUACAAGUUGGCCCUGGUGGAAUUAUGACAGAAAUAUCCAAUCCACCUCUACCACAAUCUCAACAGCUGACUCUAAACGCCAUGAAUAACGCACCCAGGUUAACCGCAGUGCCAGUCUCUAGUAAUAUAAAUCCAAUGGUGGUUAACCCAAUAGUAACUCUCCCCGCAGGUAACCUCAAUUCUGUCAAUUAUGCCCCUCUAGUACUCCCGUCUGCAUCCAGUGUCAACUCAAAUCAAGGCACCCAAAUACUUGGUCGCCCCCCUGUUACUAAACUAGCUGUCCCCCAGAUACAAACCAAUAAUCAGCCACCCCCAGUUCAUGUGACGAGCAAUUCAGCAUUCAAUGUCCAGAUCUCCCCAUCUACGUCGACAACAUCUAGUAGUAAAGUAAAGGAGGAUCCUAAUCAGACUUUGGUGAGUGGUCAGUUGUUGACCCUACCUCCCAAUGUUAUCUCUAGAAUAAACCUAUCAAUGCCUCUCUCCCUACUUGUUGGCAAGACGUCUAUUCUGGUGCCACCAGAAUGUUUCAUAAAGUUAAAUGAUACUGUGAAGGUGUUCCUUCCUGCGGAUACACUUCCCAAAAAAGAUGCAUCUGAGGAUAAUCUGCCUAUUGUGGACACAGCAAAAACAACUCCCGGAUUUGUAUCAUUAUUGAAUAAACCACUGGCUGCAGUUACCGCUAAGGCACCCGAUGGGAAGAUGUUACCCUCGACUUCACCUAUGACGUCACCCAAUCAGAAUGCAGCCACACCAAUGGAUACAGAUGAGCCAUCGUCAACUAAAUCUGAUUCAAAUCUAAAUGCAACAAUUCCCUCCAUCUCAACCUCCUCAAUGCCACAGAUCAAAUUGAUAACAAGAAAAUGUAAAGACAUUAACCCUACACUUUGCUAUGUGAAAAAACUGAACCAGGGGUUUGAAUGCUUGCUUGAAAUAUUUUCGCACCUUGGAUUGAAGGGGUUAAUGGCUGCUAGUCAAGUUUGCAGGGCAUGGAGAAAAACUGCACAACAUACACGCUUGUGGCGUGAAGUAAGACUUCAUAAAGUGAAAAUUUCAAAUUGGGAAAGGGCUGCAGAAUUUUUCUCUGAUAUGAUGGUCCAGAGUUUGGAUAUGACGGGGGCUGCACAAGCAAGGACAAAUGAAUUCUGGGAGAAUUUCAAAAAUGCUGCUGAAUACCUGUAUACGUUAAAGCGAAUACAGUUGGGGAAAUGUCAGGUGUCAAUUGUACAUGAAGUUGGAGAAAACAUGAAACAGCUGAGAUCCUUGAGGACUUUAUUAAAGAUCAGCACUUCUGAGAAUUACACACCUUCAUUGGACCUCAGCAAGUUUGCGGAGUCACGGAAACUGGAAGAGCUCUUCAUUAAAGGAGAUAACCCUUAUGCCUUGACAUCAUUUUCAUCAGACUCAAUUUUAUUGAAAAAUGGUUUUCAAAAUCUGCAGACCUUGUCACUGUUGAAUCUAAAAGGCAAUGGAGAUGAGCUUGCAUUUCUCGCCUCCCUGAAGAAUGUCUCUAAGCUUGAACUUGGGAAUUGUACAGACUGGUCCAGUGAGAUGUAUCAACACAUCAGUGCAAUGACAGGGAUUACCAUGUUGCGAUUAGAACAAGGUGGAGAGUCUGCAGCUCAAGGUCUUCCACUGGUCUUUAAAAACCUCAAGAAACUUGACGUGUUACAGCUGAUUCUGUUUGAUGUGUCUCAUAAUGAGCUGCUGCCAAAGAUGACGUAUUUGAAUUCCCUGCAACUCUGUCCUCAAGGAGGUGAAAAGUCGGGACAAGUUAACAAGGACACAUAUGCCACACUCUGUAAGCUGUCACACCUCAAGGAUCUGGAGUGGAACUUCCUAGUAGACCCUGAGGGGGAACUCAACACACAGUACAACUACAUAAUACCCUAUCAGGGGGAGGUACUCUCAAAGAAAGACAUGUUGGAAAUAAGGGAUGACAGUGAUAGUGACUAUGAGGAGGAUACCCCCCGUAGUGAUUAUAUUAAUAUUAAUACACUAGCCAAGAAACUUAAAAAGGAUUUGAAAUCAGUGAAUGUUACACUGAAUAAAGUUUCGAAAACUUUUCAGUCAUAUCUGACUGUGUCGUUGCAUAAAUGAUAUCAUUUACAGUGCGUGCAUAGAUAAUACUAAUUGGAAACUUGAACUGAACAAAAUGACAGCUAUUUGAAUUCGAAUUUUGUAAUCACAACAUCUCCAUAUAUGGCAGAAUAUCGAGUUGGAAGCCUGGGAUCCAAUCC
Messenger RNA from Owenia fusiformis, 4089 nucleotides. The record is from the annotation of a GenBank genome assembly. Lineage: Eukaryota; Metazoa; Annelida; Polychaeta; Sabellida; Oweniidae.